Molecule: messenger RNA, 1329 nt
Organism: Camelina sativa (false flax)
Lineage: Eukaryota; Viridiplantae; Streptophyta; Magnoliopsida; Brassicales; Brassicaceae
Source: RefSeq, a predicted model, not a curated record
AUGCUUACGGAAGAGCAGAAGAAGAUAUAUGAUGAGAUUAUAGACGCUGUUUUCAAAGAUAAAGGUGGAGUAUUUUUCUUAUAUGGUUUUAGUGGAACUGGUAAAACAUUUCUUUGGAGAGUUUUAUGUGCAGCCGUAAGGAUCAUGGGAGAAAUAGUGUUAAAUACUGCAUCUAGCCGUAUAGCCUCUCUUUUGUUAGAAGGUGGCAGAACAGCUCAUUCAAGGUUUGGCAUUCCUCUUGAUGUUCAGGAAACGUCUAUGUGCAAAAUGUCAAGGUCUUCUGAUCUAGGUGAAUUAUUCCAAGAAGCGAAGUUGACAAUUUGGGACGAAGCUCCAAUGAUGAGUAAAUACUGCUUUGAGACUUUGGAUAGAAGUUUGAAAGAUAUAAUGCGUGAUCUAGAAGAUAAACAUUUUGGGGGUAAGGUCAUUAUUUUUGGUGGUGAUUUCCGUCAGAUACUUCCCGUUAUUGUUGGUGAUGGUCGUGAACAAAUUAUAGAAGAGUUCUCCAAAUGGAUUCUUGAUGUUGGAGAAGGAAGACUUAACGAGCCAAAUGAUGGAGUUGUUGAUAUUGACAUCCCAGAAGAAUUGCUUAUCACAGAAGUGAACUCUCCAAUUGAAUCGAUCAUUAAUGCAAUAUAUGGAGAUUGGCUACAUUCAGCCAAGGAUGCCAGCUAUUUUCAAAGCAAAGCUAUUUUGUGCCCUACAAAUGAUGAUGUCAACACUAUAAACGACCAAAUGCUAUCCAUAUUAGAAGGUGAGGAAAGAGUUUACUUAAGUUCAUAUACUAUUGAUCCUGCAGAUAAAAGGUCGAAAGACAAUCCUGCAUAUAGCCCGGAUUUCCUAAACUCAGUUAGGAUUUCAGGAGUACCAAACCAUGCUCUGCGUUUGAAAAUUGGUUGUCCAGUAAUGUUGUUACGCAAUAUUGAUGCACAUGGAGGUCUAAUGAAUGGAACAAGACUACAGAUCACACAAAUGGCUGAUCAUGUUUUACAAGCAAGAAUAAUCACGGGAACGAGAGUUGGUAAAAUUGUUCUUUUACCAAGGAUGGUAUUAGUACCAUCAGAUACCCGGUUGCCUUUCAAAAUGAGACGUAGACAAUUUCCGAUAAACAUUGCUUUUGCAAUGGCUAUCAACAAAAGUCAAGGUCAGUCUCUAUCAAAUGUUGGUUUAUACUUGUCUAGACCUGUUUUCUCUCAUGUCCAGCUAUAUGUAGCGAUGUCCCGUAUAAGCUGUAAAUCAGGAUUGAAAAUUCUCAUUGUUGACACAAAAGAAAAACCUCAAAAGAAAACAAGAAAUAUCGUCUUCAAAGAGGUUUUCCAAAACAUUUGA